Rhinichthys klamathensis goyatoka is the source of this 1330-nucleotide messenger RNA. It is a transcript of the gene noazfp, whose product is annotated as zinc finger protein 330. The coding region runs from base 165 to 1103 and encodes 312 amino acids. Gene Ontology annotation, cellular component: nucleus. The record is from RefSeq and is a predicted model, not a curated record. Gene Ontology annotation, molecular function: zinc ion binding. The transcript is spliced from 10 exons. NCBI's taxonomy places the organism in Eukaryota, Metazoa, Chordata, Actinopteri, Cypriniformes, Leuciscidae.
ACAACUCGCGCCGCGCAAAAGACGCCUGUUAGUAAAUGUUUGUGGAACUGAUAACAGCGCAUCCUUAAGCUUCCUGCCGGACGAUUUACUGUUACACACGCACCGGGAUCAGCUGUGAUCAUCUGCCUGUUUUCAACGCGAAUAAACCUUUAUCCCGGUGAAAGAUGCCUAAGAAGAAGACUGGUGCCCGUAAAAAGGCCGAGAGCCGAAAGGAGCGAGAGAAACAGAGUCGGGCCAAUAGAGAGGCUAUUGAUGUGGCCAAACACCCAUGUAAUGGAACCAUGGAGUGUGAUAAGUGUCAAAGGCGGCAAAAGAACCGAGCCUUCUGCUAUUUCUGUUCUUCAGUGCAGAAGCUUCCCACGUGUGCGCAGUGUGGCAAAACGAAAUGUAUGAAGUCUUCAGACUGUGUCAUAAAACACCCCGGCGUUCACAGCACUGGAAUGGGCAUGGUGGGAGCCAUCUGUGACUUCUGCGAGGCCUGGGUGUGUCAUGGGAAGAAGUGCUUGAGCACCCACGCCUGCUCCUGUCCUCUGUGUGACGCAGACUGCAUCGAAUGCGACCGCAGCGUUUGGGAACACGGUGGACGCAUUUUCCGCUGCUCUUUUUGCGACAACUUCCUGUGCGAGGAUGAUCAGUUCGAACACCAGGCGAGCUGCCAGGUCUUGGAAGCAGAGACUUAUAAAUGUUUAUCUUGCAAUCGUCUUGGACAGCACUCUUGUCUCCGGUGCAAGGCUUGUUUCUGUGAUGAUCACGCUCGAAGCAAAGUGUUCAAGCAGGAGAAAGGCAAGGCUCCUCCGUGCCCAAAGUGUGGACAUGAAACUCAGGAGACCAAAGACCUCAGCAUGUCCACCCGAACCCAUAAAUUUGGCCGGCAGACCGGCGAAGACGAUUACGGUGCGUCCGGAUACAGCUCCUACUGGAAAAAUCUGGAAUCUGGAGGGGGAUACCGAGACGAGGAGGAUAAUGAAGAUGAUGAUGACUACGAUGAUGACGAUGAUGAUGAAGAGGAGGAGGAAGAUGAUGACGAUGAAGAGGAAGACAAUCCUGAGGUUGAGGAUUCAGUCUCAAAUCUGAGCUUGGGAGCGAGUGGAAAGACCCAAUAAAAAGCUGUAGACGAGUCAGAAACUCAGAUAUAGACGGAGCCGUGGAGUCGUCGAAGAAAAGAGAAAAACACGCGAGCGUUGCGGUCACAAGCGUCAGAUAUUUGGCCUUUUACUAAUUAAGGUUUUCUGCCUAAUGAAAUGGAGACUGCGUUGAUAUGUGUGCAUAAUUGUAGUGCAAUUUCUGACAUUUUUGAAUUGCAAAUAUAUCUGAAGAAAUGUUUUUAAAA